Plectropomus leopardus (leopard coralgrouper) is the source of this 2815-nucleotide messenger RNA. The record is from RefSeq and is a predicted model, not a curated record. NCBI's taxonomy places the organism in Eukaryota, Metazoa, Chordata, Actinopteri, Perciformes, Serranidae.
UUUCAUGAAAAGUGCACAUACUGUGUGAGUCAUAUAGGGCAAGUCCUGCCUGGUGUGUUUACUCUGCCUCUUGUACCCGGAGCUGUGAAGGCGUUUGGAGAGGAGCAACAGGCGGACCGAAGGAAAGUCGGCGGACAUUCUGGAUAUUAAAACCCGGCUGUCACGGCGUCGGCUAAUUAAUGAGAAAGAGGGGAGUGUUUAGUCCGUUUCUGAAUGGAGCUACUUCGGUUUUCCGCUUUUUGGUGUGGAGCGAUACUGUUUGGUUGUAUUCAGCUCGAGGAGGCGGAGGCCUCUAUAAUGAAAGUGAGAAGGCUGUGCAAGUUCUGUGAUGUGCGGGCCACCAGCUGCACAGGUAAAGGGACCUGCACGGUGGAGUGUGACAUCACAUCCAUCUGCCCCAGUGAUGACGAUGUGUGCGUCAGUAUCUGGAGGGCGAAAGACGACAAUAUCACCUUUGAUACAGUCUGCCACAACCGCUCUCAGAAGCUGUACGGCCUCGUCCUGGAGGAUUACAACAACAGCAAGUGUGAGAUGAAAGAAAGAAAGGGCAUGGGCUCACAGUUCUUUAUCUGCUCCUGCUCUGAGGAUGAGUGCAACGAGCACAUCUUCUUUAACUCCGACAUAGGCUCCCAGGUGGUGGCGGUCAUCCUCGUGAGUCUGGUGCCUCUGCUGGUCAUGGCUGUCGUCGUCAUCACUUCCUUCUACUGUUAUCGGGUCUACCGGCAGCGGCAAGUCAACUCCAAGCGCAAGAAGGCUCCACUGGACUUCAGUGACGCUCACGCCAUCAUGAUAGACGACGAGGGUUCGGACAGUAGCUCCACGCACGCCAACAACCUCAACCACAACACCGAGCUGCUGCCCAUCGAACUAGACGUUCAGGUCGGAAAAGGACGCUUUGCAGAAGUUUACAAAGCUAAGCUGAAGCAGGGCUCCUCGGUCAGCGAGGAGCAGGGCUUCGAGACAGUGGCCGUUAAGAUUUUCCAGUACGAAGAGUACGCCUCCUGGAAGAACGAGAAGGAAAUCUUCUCAGACGCAGACUUGAAACAUGAGAAUGUGCUUCACUUCCUCACAGCAGAGGACAGGAAGGCGCAGAGACAGUGCUGGCUGAUCACAGCCUAUCAGCCGAGAGGGAACCUCCAGGAGUUCUUGAUUCACCACGUCGUCAGCUGGCACGACCUGUGGCUGCUGGGGGGUUCACUAGCACGCGGAGUGGCGCACCUUCACAGUGACCACACCCCCUGCGGUCGCUACAAGGUGCCUAUCGCACACAGGGACAUUAAGAGCUCCAACAUACUGGUGAAAAGCGACCUGACCUGCUGCCUGUGUGACUUUGGCCUCGCCCUCCGCCUGGACAACACUCUGUCUGUGGAUGAGCUGGCCAACAGCGGGCAGGUGGGAACAGCCAGGUACAUGGCCCCGGAGGUUUUGGAGUCCAGAAUCAACCUAGAAAACAUCGAGUCUUUCAAACAGGCCGACGUUUACUCUAUGGCUCUUGUGCUGUGGGAGAUCAUCUCAAGGUGUAACGCAAUUGGAGAGGUGAAAGAGUACGAGCCGCCCUUUGGGAACCUGAGGGAACAUCCGUGUGUAGAGAGCAUGAAGGACAGCGUUCUCCGAGACAGAGGGAGACCUGAGAUCCCCAACAGCUGGAUCAACCACACAGGCAUCCAGAUGGUGUGCGCCUCCAUAGACGAGUGCUGGGACCACGACCCGGAGGCCCGUCUGACAGCCCAGUGUGUUGCCGAGCGCUUCGACGACAUGGAGUACCUGGACAAGCUGUCAGAGCGCUCUGACUCAGAGGAGAAGAUCCCUGAGGAAAUCCUAAUGGUGGAUGAGAAGUAACAGAAACACUGCCCCCAGCAGGGCGGCAGAGGAAUUACAACCAAGCAGCUGGGAGAGGAAGAAACUCCAGUGGAUGGCUUGUUUGCUUGUUUGGGUUAGUCAGAGAUGUGUGGCAGAGGAGGAAACUGGAAAAGCAUGUAGAUGAAACAGAACUGAUAAAAGAGAUGGACUCUGAUGAAUCAGGACCAGACAUAAAUAUAAACACCAGUGACUUGGUUUAUUUUGCUUCUACAUGCUUCAAAGACUGGAUCAGGUCAUAAACAAACAGCAAAAUUACAUUAUAAAGCUUUUUUAACCAAAUACUAUUUGCACUUUAUCAAUAUCUAUGCACACCAAAUGAUAUAUAUUCAGUGUCUUUUUAUUCUGAAAUUUCAGGUAUAGGAAAUAAAGGGACAGAACGUAUGUAGAAAAGAGGGUAAAAGGGUGCAAUGUAAUAUAUAAAGACGGUUAAUAACACUAAUAUUCCCCUUACAGUUUAUUCUACUGCAGUCGUUUUCCGAGGUGGCCUUGGAUAUAUGUCUGCAGGAUUCAAAGUGCAAGUAUAAUUUCUCGUGGCAUGAAAUGAAAAUCACCCACAGCAAAGAAACAGAAAAGCCAUCCGAGGCAGUAAUCUGCAGGGGAAGCUGAUAUCAUAUCUCAAGGACUCUGAAUUGUAAAAUAAAGACGGCAAAUUCAGCCUGAAAAGGGGACAGAUAUAUUUACUGUGUGUGUGUGACUGUGUGUGUGUGUGUGUGUGCGUGUGUGUCUGUACACAUGUAUUACUCAGAGGACUUGAGGGGACAGAGAUAUGUAUAAAGGACUUUAAACAGGAAGUUCCAGCCGUUGCCUUCAGUAUGUAUAUGCUAUGAAAGCUGAACUUCUUUGUACACGUUUUAUUACAGCAAAGGGAAGUCUGAUCCAGCCAUCAGGAAAGAAAAUCUUUAUUAAACUCAUUUUUGUAUAAAAGUGUAAAGCCAUAAUUAAACUGUUACAGGUC